AAAAUUUCUAUGCGGGUUUUUGCAAAGGAAAAUCCAAUUCUAUAAAUUAUCAUUACCAUUUCAACCAAAUCCCAGUCUUUUUCUUUUAAACAUUUUGCAUUCCAACAGCCAUCUAAGCUGUCAUUUAAAAAUGGAACGAAAUGUUGAAAUCAAAGCUCGAGUUCACGAUCUUGAGGACCUGUUGACUCGUGCAAAAUCAGUCAGCGGCGGCAAAGCGGAGGAAAUCUUGAAUCAAGUUGAUGUCUUUUUCCCAUCGAAAAAUGGCAGGUUAAAACUUCGUGAUGAGGAAAUCGGAGGCAACAAAGAAGCUUGGCUGAUAUAUUACGACCGACCGGACACCAAAGGACCCAAGCUAAGCACCUACAAAAAGAGUUCAGUCGGCUCAUCCGGAAGUGAGCUACGUGCCGUCUUGGCGGCUUCCUUGGGUGAGAGACUGGUUGUCCAGAAGAAAAGACAUCUUUUCAUGGUUGACCAAACCAGGAUCCACGUUGACGAGGUCAAGGGCCUGGGAAAUUUCAUGGAACUGGAGGUUGGAUUGCGAGAAGAUCAAACUGUCGAAGAAGGAAAUGAAAUCGCUCAAAGUUUGAUGGCAAAGUUGAAUAUUGCUGAAUCUGACCUUUUAGAUGUUGCUUAUGCUGACUUGUUAGAAAAGGAUCUUUAAGAUUGAUUUUUUUACGCAAUAAAGGUACGAAAUAAUAAUGAA
This is a messenger RNA of Cloeon dipterum, 703 nucleotides long. RefSeq lists its product as uncharacterized. The record is from RefSeq and is a predicted model, not a curated record. Bases 131 to 661 code for a protein of 176 amino acids. NCBI's taxonomy places the organism in Eukaryota, Metazoa, Arthropoda, Insecta, Ephemeroptera, Baetidae. The transcript has 3 exons.